GGGAGGUGCCGGCUCGACCCGCCCCGGCCCCGAGCUCGGCACCGGCGGGACCGCGCCGCACCGCGCCCCGCGCCGCACCGCGCCGCCAUGGAGGAGGACGGCGCCUACGUCCCCAGCGACUUGACCCCGGAGGAGUGCCAGGAGCUGGAAAACAUCCGUCGCCGCAAGCGGGAGCUGCUGGCUGACAUACAGCGGCUGAAAGAUGAGAUAGCAGAAGUGACGAACGAGAUUGAAAACCUCGGCUCCACGGAAGAGAGGAAAAACAUGCAGAGGAACAAACAGGUGGCAAUGGGCAGAAAGAAGUUCAACAUGGACCCCAAAAAGGGCAUUCAGUUCCUCAUCGAAAACGACCUGCUGAAGAACACGUGUGAGGACAUCGCCCAGUUCCUGUACAAGGGAGAGGGGCUCAACAAGACCGCCAUCGGGGACUACCUGGGGGAGAGGGACGAGUUCAACAUCCAGGUGCUGCACGCCUUCGUGGAGCUGCACGAGUUCACCGACCUCAACCUGGUGCAGGCCCUGCGGCAGUUCCUGUGGAGCUUCCGCCUGCCCGGGGAGGCGCAGAAGAUCGACCGGAUGAUGGAGGCGUUCGCACAGCGGUACUGCCAGUGCAACCCCGGCGUCUUCCAGUCCACGGACACCUGCUAUGUCCUGUCCUUCGCCAUCAUCAUGCUGAACACCAGCCUGCACAACCCCAAUGUCAAGGACAAGCCCACAGUCGAGCGCUUCAUCGCCAUGAACCGCGGCAUCAAUGAUGGGGGUGAUCUCCCCGAGGAGCUGCUCAGGAACCUCUACGAGAGCAUCAAGAACGAGCCCUUCAAGAUCCCCGAGGACGACGGCAAUGAUCUCACCCACACCUUCUUCAACCCCGACCGCGAGGGCUGGCUGCUGAAGCUCGGUGGCAGGGUAAAGACGUGGAAGCGCCGCUGGUUCAUCCUGACCGACAACUGCUUGUACUACUUCGAGUACACCACGGACAAGGAGCCCCGGGGCAUCAUCCCCUUGGAGAACCUGAGCAUCCGGGAGGUGGAGGACUCCAAGAAGCCGAACUGCUUCGAGCUCUACAUCCCGGACAACAAGGACCAGGUGAUCAAGGCCUGCAAGACGGAGGCGGACGGACGCGUGGUGGAGGGGAACCACACGGUGUACCGCAUCUCGGCCCCCACCCCCGAGGAGAAGGAGGAGUGGAUGAAGUGCAUCAAGGCGGCGAUCAGCAGGGACCCUUUCUACGAGAUGCUGGCGGCGAGGAAGAAGAAAGUGUCCUCUACCAAGAGACACUAGCAGCCCAGCCAGACGGGCCUGGCCCACAGGCACCUACACCCGGCGCUGCGGCCUCUCCUGCGGCCCCGCUGCCUUCCCAGGGAUUCGCUUCUGCUUUUGCAAUUUCUUUCCUGCUGGGGCUGGGAGCAGCGGUGGGGGCGGUGGAGACACCGCGCUCUGCACGAAACUGGACUGGAUUGGACUGGACCGCACUGGGCUGCUGAGCCUGCAGCUGCCUCCUCCCAAGGACACGUCUUCCCAGGCCCGGCCUGGGCAUCAGGCUGCCUCCCUGGAGCCCCUUGCUCUGUCCCUGGAGCCCUGCGAGAGAUUUCCCUUCGCAGUGCCCGCGGGCUCUGCCUGGCUCGCUCUGCCCUGUGGGGCCUGAUCCAGGAAGAUGCUGGGUUCGGCCUAGCGGGCACUGCCCCGCAUUGCCACUGUGGGGCGGAGGCGCUGCCAGCUCUCGGGGACCGGUGUGGGGGGGAGAGCCCUCUGCCAGGCGGGGGGCAGCUGCACGGUGCCCCAGGGCCACAGUCCCCCCGGGCUUGUCACAGCACUUGUGUUCUGGGCACUUUGGAUGGUGACGAGCAGGCGACUACGGGAGCCGGGGGAGCGGUGCCUGCCUGCGGCUGCCCUCGUUGUAGAGGGCAUGACCGCCCUGGGCUCCAGGACGCCUCGUGGGGGCAGCUGGGCAUGCUCUGGCCGGGGACUCACGGGAGGGCUGGUGCUUGGCAGGGGCGGCAGCAGCGGUGCCCAGCAGGCAUCCUGCGCGCGGCUGGAGAGGGGCACGCUCCGCACGGCUCCCCCGCACCCGGGGUGGUUCUUUGGGCAGCGGUGGGGGGCUUUGCUCUGGGUGUGGGGGGUCCUGGCAGCCAGGACUCUGCAGCUAGCACAAGGCAGUGUUGGGAACAAGGGGAUAAACUGGAACCAGGGUUGGGGCUGGGGCCCGCGUUGCGUGGCCUGGGGCGCCCGGCUCCCUGGCAGCCGCCCAGCCCCAGCACUGGGCACAAGGCCCCAUCAGUAUUAGUCUAUUUAUCAGAGGUGUACAUAUUCCUGUAUAGUUUCCUCCUUGUAGAUUAUUUUGUACGGGCGGUGCUACAUGCGCGGAGGCCGCCCCGGGGGCGGCGGCGGCAGGGUUUUUAUUCCCAUCCGAACUUUGUUGUUUUUGGUUUGGCCGCGGCCUUGUCCCCUCGCACUGAGACCUGCAGCAAAUAAACGCCAGCCCCGCGCUCGGCCUCUGCC
Molecule: messenger RNA, 2499 nt
Organism: Alligator mississippiensis (American alligator)
Lineage: Eukaryota; Metazoa; Chordata; Crocodylia; Alligatoridae
Gene: CYTH1
Product: cytohesin 1
Exons: 13
Coding region: 88-1281 (397 amino acids)
Biological process (GO): regulation of ARF protein signal transduction
Molecular function (GO): guanyl-nucleotide exchange factor activity
Source: RefSeq, a predicted model, not a curated record